CUGCUUGUCCUGAUGUUCUCCAUCUUGUCUUUAUUUCCUUCCAUCGUUGUGGUUCGUUUUGCCAAAUUUUUCUGUCUUGUAGUAAAACGCUAGGCUAAAAUGGGCCAUUCCCGGUCUAGAAGUAAAUCUCCUCGUAGUAAAUCGCCUUCUCGUAGACACAAGAGCAAGCAUUCAAGAAAAAGAUCGAAAUCUAGGGAAAGAGUAAAAACAUCACAUAGUAAACACUCUAGGAAAUCAAGAGAACGAAGUGCCAAGCCAAGCCACAAACAUGCUCGGUCUGGGUCAUCGUCUAGCAGUACAUCGUCAUCUGAUGAGUUCAAGCUGCAUACCAAGAAGCGAAAGAUGGAUGAGGUUGAGAGGCUGGCAGAAAUGGAAAGACAAAGGACCUCGUUGAUUCGCUUUGACAGGAGACAACGAGAAAUGGAGCAACGAUUAGUUGAAGAAGAAACUGCCAAACGCAUAGAAGAAAUGGUUAAAAAACGUGUGGAAGAAGAAUUAGAAAAACGUAAAGAAGAAAUUGAACAGGAAGUUCUUAGAAGAAUAGAAGAGGCUAAGCGAGAAAUGGAGAAGGAAAUGAUGGAGGAAAUGGAAAGACGCCGCCAAGUUCUAAUGGAAGAGGAAAAGAAAAGACAGGAAGAGGAAGAAAAGAAACGAGAAGCUUUGGAGCAGAUCAUGGCCGAAAAUAACCGAAAAAUUGAAGAGGCACAACGAAAACUGGCAGAGGAGCGUCUUCAAAUGGUUGAAGAACAACGUAAAAUUGAAGAAGAAAGACAACGAUUACGUAAGGAGCAGGAGAGAAGAGUUAAAGAAGAGCAAAAGAAAAUCCUUGGGAAGAAUAAUUCAAGACCUAAAUUGUCCUUUUCUCUUAAACCUGCUGUUUCAUGACAAAAGAGAACCUGUGAAUCUGUAUUUGUAUGUGUCAUUGCCCUGAUUGUGUGACUGUUGUUUAUCAUGAAAAAUAUUUUGAUACGCAAAAGUUACUCAUGCUUGGAAUUGUAAGUGUAAUGGAACUGCCUACCUUGCACGACAAUUGAAGACACAGUGAUAGAUUACCAUUAACUAAGUUUUAUCAUGUUGUAACUUAAUAUUUAUGGCUAUUUUCCAUGGGUUUAAUUUUGUUACUUUAAUUAUUUUUUCUCCAAAAUGUAAGAUUUAGGAGUUUCCAGUAUGUAUUAUUAUGAGGUGUAGCACAUCCAAGCUUCAGCUUCUGCACCUUUCUACUGGUCUGUGCUUCAUCUCAUGAUCUUUAUGUCUGUUUCAUUAUCUUUGCCCAGGCUAUGAGUUCAGGGGUGAGAAAUAUGUUGUGUUACAUUAGAAAAUUACUGAAACAGUAUGUAGUUCUAUGAUGAGCUAUUCUUUCAAACCAUAUGUUCGGUCACAAGUGCUUUGAGCUGACAAGUUCUUGCUCAACGAAGAAUUUUUGUUUUUUUUUCACAACACUUUAGCUGUGGUAGUUUUAUCUCCUUUUUAAAAAAUUUGUUUAUGAUGUGUAUGGUAUACUUGAAUACUGUAAUAUUAUGUACUUUUACUCUGUUGUUGACUUCUAAAUGCUGUGGAAGUACUAACUAUUGUUAUGAUUUUCAUCUAUAGCUAGAUGUUAUUCCAUCAUGAGCCAAAAAAAUAAGGUUUCAAUCUUCUGAUCUACUAAAUGCCAAAGUUUAACUUUGUAACACAGCUUUUCUUAAAUUGGCCUAUAUCUGGUGUAUCGUAAUUUGAUUUUCAGGGAUUAUGUCUAAAGUGUAUCUCUUCUCUCAUAAUAUUGUUUUGUGUAUUAAAGGUUGAUGAACAAAAGGAAAUUGUGUUCUUGACCAAUACUCAACUCAACCACCUUGUCUGCUACCUUUUUCUCUCAUGUCCUUUCUGUGAACUCUUGGUCUUCAAAGGAACAAUCUUACAACCUCGUCAGUUUUAGUAAAGGGAAAGAGAACAGUAAUCAACGUACAGUACAUGUCUGUUGCCUAGUUUCCAUGUAAUCAAAUGAAAUCCUUGCUAUCAAAAUAAAUAAAACAUUUAUAGAUACACCU
Molecule: messenger RNA, 2024 nt
Organism: Frankliniella occidentalis (western flower thrips)
Lineage: Eukaryota; Metazoa; Arthropoda; Insecta; Thysanoptera; Thripidae
Gene: Arglu1
Product: UPF0430 protein CG31712
Exons: 5
Coding region: 100-885 (261 amino acids)
Cellular component (GO): mitochondrion; nucleoplasm
Molecular function (GO): cadherin binding
Source: RefSeq, a predicted model, not a curated record